GUCCUCUCUCUCUCUCUCUCUCUCUCUCUCUCUACUCUCUCUCUCUCUCUCUCUCUCUAUAUAUAUAUAUAUAUAUGUCUCGACUGUAAAUCGAUUUGAAUUUUGUGUUUCUGAGAGAUUUGAAUUUUUAAUUUGAGGAAUUAGGUACUCGAUAAUGGAGUGUCCGAUGGUGAUGGAGAGGUCGACGGGGAAAUGGCGGUGCAGCAACGUGGAAUCGGCGCCGAAUUGUCCGAGGUGCGCUUCUUCGAACACGAAAUUCUGCUACUACAACAACUACAGCCUGUCUCAGCCGCGGUACUUCUGCAAGGGCUGCCGGAGGUACUGGACCAAAGGCGGAUCCCUGCGGAACGUACCAGUCGGAGGCGGUUGCCGGAAGAGCCGCCGCGCCAGGGGCGGCGCGAGGCAAGGCGGAUCUUCGAACUAUCCGUCUCACGGCCAGGGAUGCGCCGGCGAGUCAGGCGGCGGCGGCGCCGCCGCCGACAUCGACCUGGCGGCGGUGUUCGCCAGGUAUGUCAGCCAGAACAUUAGGGAAAAUGAGGAGUCUAGUAGUCCCGGCGGAAGCAGCGGCUCAUCGGAAAAUAUUCCGGCGGGGAUGCCGGAAUGCUUGGACGAUGUGACGACGUGUCAGUAUCAGAAGCCGUUGGAUUUGACCAACGGCGGAGAUGAUCGGGAUGAGUUGCGGCAGGUUAUGGCUGACAUCUCCUCCAUUGAUGGGGAAAUCAACGGCCAGGAUUUCAUCUACCAGGGCUACAAUGGGUAUGAUCUGCAGGAGCAGUGUGUUCUUGGUGAUGAUUUGGGGUUAUUGUGGUCAAAUGAAAGCACAAAUUUGCCUAAUUUUGAAUGGCAGCUGGAAGAAUUGGAGAAUUUUUCACAAGAUGAUCAGUUCAGAGUGUCUGAAAAUCUGUCACUUGAGAAUUGGGGAUUAUUCGAAUUAUCUGCCCACGACUAUUUUUCAAGACCUUGAUAAAUUUAGGACAUGGGUUUUAUUUUAUUUUUGCCUUGGGGGAAAUUGUUGGGAUUCAUCUGUCACAGGGGUUCUUGUCAUGAACACUGUGGCGAGACAUAAUUAUAUUUAUACGUGUAUUUAUACAUGAGGAAAUAAUAACAAAUCUAAUAAGAUUAGUGAAAUUUUGUAUGUU
Messenger RNA from Andrographis paniculata, 1139 nucleotides. RefSeq names its product dof zinc finger protein DOF1.2. The record is from RefSeq and is a predicted model, not a curated record. Gene Ontology annotation, molecular function: DNA-binding transcription factor activity; DNA binding. The transcript has a single exon. The coding region runs from base 155 to 964 and encodes 269 amino acids. Lineage: Eukaryota; Viridiplantae; Streptophyta; Magnoliopsida; Lamiales; Acanthaceae. Gene Ontology annotation, biological process: regulation of DNA-templated transcription.